AUGCUUUCCAAUAAUAGUAAAAUAAUAGCUCUGGAAACAACUUUGCAACAGAGUUUAUUGGACUUUAAAGAGCUUCUAAUAGAUUUAGAACAAAUGCAAAUAAAUCUUGACAUUUGUAAGACACAGUAUAUUGAAUUAAAAGAAAAAUGUGAAAGUAAGACUUGUUGUGGCGCUGAAGAAACACAAAAAGUUAUACAAUCAAUUAGAUCAGCUUUAACAAUAUUGAGUGAAACAAAAAAUCUUGACAUAUUAAAUGAAAUAUUCAAAAUAUUAUUUGGUGAGAGUACAACACUAUCCUAUCCAACAAGUACAAAGGAAAAUCCAGAAAUAAAAAAACAACUUCUUACACCAAAAAAAGAACUACAUUCCUCAAAUGAGGAUUUGUCUAUUCGAGAUGAGUCUGUAUCUGAAAUUGAGGGUACACCAACAGGACGUCAUAGUCCUAUAAUACAGACAAAAAAGUUAAAAAACUCUAUGGUUACAACAUUCGAUAGAGAAAAGAAAAAAUGUCCAGAUUCUUGGCCUACCCCAGAAAAAAAAACUUUGAAAUUGAUCUACCCAACACCAUCUCGGAGCAAACAGAAUAGCAGUUUGAGGCAGGCUCGGCUGAACUUUGUUAAAACAAAGUCUAGCAAUAUCAUAGACAUCACUUGUUCACCUGAGUUUGGUGGUGGGAGUAGAAAUACUAAAAGCGAGACAGAUUGUAAUGUCCAGCCACUGAUUAAGAAGGAAUCUAUAGAGAACGACGACACCAUUUUGCCCUCGCCCACUAGUGGACCAACCAAUUUUACACUAUUCAAAUCUCCAAUGAAAUUCAAGAAACCACAGUUAAGUUUAAAAACUAAAACGGAAAAUAUAAUUAAAAAGGUUGAUCCAGAUUCUGAAAAAAUAAUAAUUAAAACGGAACGAAAAUGUCCCGAUAGUAAUAUUACUAGGAAAUGGAUGGAAAAUGGUAUGAAAUCAAACAAUAGUGCAACCUUUACACAAGAAGAUUCUAUAAAUAUUCUACAUCCCGACAGAUUGCCUAACAACUUAAAAAAAAAUUCACCAGUUGAACGAGAAAAUAAUGAGACCACGUUUUGUAAUACACAGUCAAGUAUAUCAUUAUUGGAGGAUAUAAACGAGUUGGAUGAUAUUCAUAGAGAGGACAAAUUACCAAGUUCUGCAAAACGCCCUCUCGCGGAAAAUAUAAACAUCAUGAACAUACCAGAUGAUGACGAAUUACAGCCCAGCAUAUCGGUGUUACAACGCGAUGCAAAAAUGAGCAGAUUGGCCGUGGACAAUGUAAAAAUUAAAAUAGCAGCACUAGGCCCAGGUGACGAAGGGCCCGCUCCUAGAACGAGAGCCGAAAAACGUUCGCUACCUGGCUGGGCUUGCAGGGAGUGUAUAGAGUUCUUCAGCGAGCUUCACAAAGACGAUCCAGAUAUGAUGUUGAAGAAAAUCAACGAGUGCUCCCAUCAUCGCGGCGUGACCAAUCCAGAACGGCCGAAGACACCUCCAGGCUAUUGGAACCCCAGAUGGAAUGUUCCAGACGACACGGAGGAGUUUAACAGGAAGAAUAACGUUUAA
Molecule: messenger RNA, 1569 nt
Organism: Arctia plantaginis
Lineage: Eukaryota; Metazoa; Arthropoda; Insecta; Lepidoptera; Erebidae
Source: the annotation of a GenBank genome assembly